Messenger RNA from Emericellopsis cladophorae, 1266 nucleotides. RefSeq names its product 3-ketoacyl-CoA thiolase 1. Gene Ontology annotation, cellular component: peroxisome. The record is from RefSeq and is a predicted model, not a curated record. The coding region runs from base 1 to 1266 and encodes 421 amino acids. Gene Ontology annotation, biological process: phenylacetate catabolic process; fatty acid beta-oxidation. Gene Ontology annotation, molecular function: acetyl-CoA C-acyltransferase activity. The transcript has a single exon. Lineage: Eukaryota; Fungi; Ascomycota; Sordariomycetes; Hypocreales; Bionectriaceae.
AUGUCAUCCUUACCCAACGGCAUCAAGGCCGUCCUCACAAAGGCGCCUUCCGACGUCGUCGUCCUCUCCUCCCUGCGCACGCCCAUUACCCGCUCCUACAAGGGCCAGCUGAAAGAUGCCUACCCGGAAGAGCUCCUCUCCACCGUCCUGCGCGCCACACUCGACACCCACGGCACAGAUUGGAUCGAUCCGGCCGUCAUCGAGGAUGUCGCCGUGGGCGUCGUGCUCUCGGAGCUGGGCGGUUCCAAGGCCAGUCGCAUGGCCAUGAACCACGUCGGCUACCCGCACACCACGUCGCUCUACACCGUCAACCGGGCGUGUUCCUCGUCGCUGCAGGCGAUUGCCAAUGUCGCGGCGCAGAUCCGCACGGGCAUGAUCAGCGUGGGCAUCGGGGCUGGUAUGGAGAGCAUGACCAGGAACUAUGGGAGUCGCGCCAUCCCGGAGCACUACUGGCCUGCCCUCAAGGAGUCCCCCGUCAAGGACGCGAGAGACUGCGUCAUGUCCAUGGGCAUCACCUCGGAGAACGUGGCAGAGCGGUACGGCGUGUCGCGCGGUGAUCAGGAUGCGUUUGCCGUCGAGUCGCACCGUCGCGCAGCCAAGGCACGCGCUGACGGUAGCUUUGCGCAGGAGAUUGUCCCCGUGACAACUCGGUUCCAGGAGAUGGACAAGCAAGGGAACCAGGUCGGCGACGAGAAGACCAUUACAGCGCAAAACGACGACGGCAUCCGAGACUCGAUCAGCCUCGAGGCGCUCGCAAAGUUGAAGCCCGCGUUCAGGCCGGACGGUGCCUCGACAGCUGGCAAUUCGAGUCAGGUAUCAGACGGCGCGGCGGCGACGCUGCUCAUGCGACGUAGCACGGCGACGGAGCUGGGGCUGAGCCAGCACAUUAUCGGCAAGUUUGUCAACGCUGUGACGGUGGGGUGUGCCCCUGACGAGAUGGGUAUCGGACCGGCUCUCGCCAUCCCCAAACUGUUGAAGCAGGUUGGGCUUGACAAUGGCGAUGUGCAGCGCUGGGAGAUCAACGAGGCCUUUGCCAGCCAGGCCAUUCACUGCGUGAGGGAGCUGGGUCUCGAAGAGGAGUGGGCAAAGGGCAGGGUGAACCCUGACGGCGGGGCGAUUGCGCUUGGUCACCCUCUGGGCGCUACGGGUGCGCGAAUGACGAGUACUCUGCUGCAUGGGCUGGAGAGGGACGGUGGUGAGGUCGGUGUGGCGAGCAUGUGUGUUGGCACUGGGAUGGGCAUGGCCGGCUUGUACGUGCGCGAGUAA